Messenger RNA from Bacidia gigantensis, 411 nucleotides. RefSeq lists its product as uncharacterized. The record is from RefSeq and is a predicted model, not a curated record. The transcript has a single exon. Bases 1 to 411 code for a protein of 136 amino acids. Lineage: Eukaryota; Fungi; Ascomycota; Lecanoromycetes; Lecanorales; Ramalinaceae.
AUGGCCGCGAUCGAAAGUAGGAUGAUUGAGAUGGCUUCGAGGGCAGGAGCUCUAUUGGCUUUUGAGCCUGAGUGCUUGAUUGUUCCCCAACUCGUCCCAGGUGUUCCUGCGCCGAACGCUGUUGCGUUGAAGCCAGUCGCCACCGGCGAAACUGAUGUAGGUGAUGUCGCUGUUUCAGUUACCACAGCUGGCGAAGCAGAGGAACUCGGGGUUGGUACUGAAGACUGGGUUGGCCCAGAGGCAGAGGCAGAGGCAGAGGAGAGGAUGAGUGGGCAGAAAGAAUCGCUCCAGGUCUUGACCUCUGCAAAGCAUGACAUUAGCAUGUUCAAGAGCCUUCGCUCGAGCACUUACGUUGCAGGUCUCCAAGCGUACAUGUCGAACUUGCGAGACAUCCUGUCACAGAUUGCUUGA